This is a messenger RNA of Phoenix dactylifera (date palm), 825 nucleotides long. RefSeq names its product RNApolymerase 14 kDa subunit (gene RPC14). Gene Ontology annotation, cellular component: RNA polymerase I complex; RNA polymerase III complex. Gene Ontology annotation, molecular function: DNA binding; protein dimerization activity. Lineage: Eukaryota; Viridiplantae; Streptophyta; Magnoliopsida; Arecales; Arecaceae. The record is from RefSeq and is a predicted model, not a curated record. Gene Ontology annotation, biological process: transcription by RNA polymerase III; transcription elongation by RNA polymerase I.
GGGUUACAUUAGUUAUUAUUAUAAGAAUAGGGAAAACCCUAAACCCAACCUUCUCUCCCCCGAUCCUCCCACUCCCGCCCCACUUUGCUCUCUUCUCCGUUAUCUCCGGCGGCCCUCUCUUCGCUGACUCGGUUCCUUCUCUCCGGCGCUCGGCUUCUCUUCACACAGAUCCCCCUACUUGUUGGCAAUGGAGCAUGGUUCUCUGACUGAUUUGAGCUCAUCAACAUUUUCUUUAAUGGAUGAGGAUCACACAUUGGCAAAUUCUGUCAGAUUCACACUGAAUCAAGAUCCAAGGGUGGCAUUUUGUGGGUAUAGCAUCCCUCAUCCUUCAGAUAACAAGGUUAACAUAAGAGUCCAAACUACAGGUGAUUCAGCCAAAGAUGUACUUAAAGAUGCACUCCAGAAUUUGAUGGUGAUGUUCCAGCACGUAAGAACUACAUUUGACAAGGCAGUAGCUGAUUGUAAAGAGAAUCGACCUUCUGAACACAUGAAUAUCGAUACCCCUUGAAAUGAAAGAAAGGAUGAAAGAUAAACUGCCAGCAUAAAGGACAACUAGAUAUUUCAUUUGCUAGUAGUGGUAUUGUUUAAAAUCUGGGAAGACUCAGCUAUAGCUUCUGUGGUUGUAUGUUUCAUGGAGUAUAGGACACCUCACUCUUUGAUGUUACCAUGCAGCGGCAAUCAUGAUCUUGGCUACACCAUAUAUGAAUUCUUUUUAUCUCUCUCACAAAAAAAGGUGAAUAUUGUAUAUUAUCAAAAUUGACCCUUUUUGUUACUUAAUAUCUGCUUUCUGGCAGGCAAUCGUAUAUGUGCAUAUUAUUAGUAGAA